AUGGGGCUACUUUCCAACAGGGUAACUAGGGAGAGCCUGAAAGCAGGAGAUCAUAUAUAUUCAUGGAGAACUGCUUAUAUAUAUGCUCAUCACGGCAUUUAUGUUGGUGAUGACAAAGUCAUUCACUUCACCAGACGAGGACAAGAAGUAGGAACUGGCACCGUACUCGAUGUUCUCCUCACCAGUUCCGCCCCGGCCAGAUCUCGAGAAAUUUGCCCAAAUUGCACAACAUCCCAAGACGAGCACGGUGUUGUCGUCUCAUGCCUGAAUUGCUUUCUAUCCGGCGGUGUCUUAUAUCGUUUCGAGUACGCCGUCUCCCCAGCUCUCUUCCUUGCAAAAGCACGUGGUGGAACAUGCACUCUUGCCGUCUCUGACAACGACGACACUGUAGUUCACCGAGCUAAGUAUUUACUCGAAAACGGAUUCCGUUGCUAUAACAUAUUCAAGAGCAACUGUGAAGACUUCGCCAUUUAUUGCAAAACUGGACUCGUGGUUGUUAACGAAGGAACAAUCGGGCAGAGCGGUCAGGCAGUUUCCAUCAUAGGCGGACCGCUUGCUGCUGUUCUAUCUACGCCUCUUCGUCUAGUGACUACAAACAUUUAUGGAAUGGCGGCAACUGCCGUCGGAGUUUACUGUGCAAGUAGGUAUGCCGCCGACAUCGGAAUGAGGAGAGAUAUUAUGAAAAUACAAGUGGAAGAUUUGACAAGUAGGUUGAAUAUUGGUUUACUGCAAGUUGUUGAGCCUCAAAUUUCACCGAAUGUUGCACCUCAAUCUACUCAGAUUAUUAGUCAGUAA
Messenger RNA from Lathyrus sativus (Indian pea), 795 nucleotides. The record is from the annotation of a GenBank genome assembly. NCBI's taxonomy places the organism in Eukaryota, Viridiplantae, Streptophyta, Magnoliopsida, Fabales, Fabaceae.